UUUUGUCACAGAAACAGGAGAAAUGUAGCCAACAAAAUGGCCAUCAGUCCCCCGCUGUUGUGAAGAUAUAGUUCACUCAUGUAGCUCAUGUUUAUGAACACCCUCAGAAUCUCAACUAAGGGUAAGAGCUUAAGUUCUAGGAACUGUCCUUGGGCAGAAACCCAUCCAAAAGUGAUCUUCAUGGCUUCAGUAAAUGGAGCUCAGACCACAGCACUUAAAGACACCAGAAGAAAGAAACGAGCCAAAUGAGAGCAGGCACCUGCAGGGCCAGCUCCAUACCUCCCUCCCCAUGGAUGCUACGGAAAAUCCUGAGGGGCAGGAGCUGCAGAAACUGGAAAAGGGAGCCUGGGACAACCCUUCCUACAGUGGACCCCCUUCCCCACAAGACACACUGAAGAUCUGCACAAUCUCUAGUGCAGCACCCCUCCAGCCACAGCCCAGGAUGACUGACGAUGGACCCCAGAAGAAGACACACCAGACCUUGGUAUCCAGCUGCUGCCUCCAUUUUUGUCACAGUAUCAGAGGACUUUGGGGAACAACCUUGACUGAGAACAUAGCUGAGAACAGAGAACUUUAUGUCAAGACUACCCUCCGAGAGCUUCUGGUGUACAUUGUGUUUCUCGUGGACAUCUGUCUAUUAACCUAUGGAAUGACAAGCUCCAGCGCCUACUACUACACCAAAGUGAUGUCUGAGCUCUUCUUACAUACCCCAUCAGUCUCUGGAGUCUCCUUUCAGACCAUCGGCAGCAUGACAGACUUCUGGGACUUUGCCCAGGGCCCACUUCUGAACAGUUUGUACUGGACCAAGUUUUACAACAACCAGAGCCUGGGCCAUGGCUCCCACUCCUUCAUCUACUAUGAGAAUCUGCUGCUGGGUGUCCCAAGACUGCGGCAGUUGCGGGUCCGCAAUGACUCCUGUGUGGUCCACGAGGACUUCCGUGAAGAAAUUUUGAGUUGCUACAAUGUCUACUCUCCAGACAUAGAAGAACAACUCCCCUUUGGGCCCCUCAAUGGCACAGCGUGGACAUACCACUCACAGGAUGAACUGGGGGGAUCCUCCCACUGGGGCAGGCUCACAAGCUACAGUGGAGGCGGCUACUACCUGGACUUGCCAGGAUCCCAACAGGCCAGUGUAGAGGCACUCAGAGACCUUCAGAAGGGGAUUUGGCUAGACAGAGGCACUCGUGUGGUCUUCAUUGACUUCUCAGUCUACAAUGCCAACAUUAAUCUUUUCUGUGUCCUGAGACUAGUGGUGGAGUUCCCAGCUACAGGAGGUGCCAUCCCAUCCUGGCAAAUCCGAACAGUGAAUCUUAUCCGCUAUGUCAGCAACUGGGACUUCUUCAUCAUUGGCUGUGAGGUUGUUUUCUGCAUCUUCAUCUUCUACUAUGGGGUGGAGGAGAUCCUGGAGCUCCACCUGCACCAGCUUUACUACCUCACUAGUAUCUGGAACAUACUGGAUCUGCUGGUCAUCUUGCUCUCCAUUGUGGCGGUGGGCUUCCACAUAUUCCGAACCCUGGAGGUAAAUCAGCUAAUGGGUAAGCUCUUGGAGAAGCCAAACACAUAUGCUGACUUUGAGUUCCUAGCCUUUUGGCAGACUCAGUACAACAACAUGAAUGCUGUCAACCUCUUCUUUGCCUGGAUCAAGAUAUUCAAAUACAUCAGCUUCAACAAAACCAUGACCCAGCUCUCCUCCACACUGGCCCGCUGUGCCAAGGAUAUACUGGGCUUUGCCAUCAUGUUCUUCAUUGUUUUCUUUGCUUACGCCCAGCUUGGCUAUCUGCUUUUCGGGACGCAAGUGGAAAACUUUAGCACAUUUAUCAAGUGCAUUUUUACUCAGUUCCGGAUAAUCCUUGGGGACUUUGACUACAAUGCUAUCAACAAUGCCAACCGCAUCCUGGGUCCAGUCUACUUUGUGACCUAUGUCUUCUUUGUCUUCUUCAUACUCCUGAACAUGUUCCUGGCCAUUAUCAAUGACACAUAUUCAGAGGUCAAGGAGGAGUUGGCUGGACAGAAGGAUGAACUGCAGCUGUCUGACCUGCUGAAACAGGGCUACAACAAGACCCUAUUAAAACUGCAUCUAAGGAAGGAGCAGGUUUCAGAUGUGCAGAAGGUCUUGCAGGGUGGGAAGCAAGAGAUCCAAUUUGAGGAUUUCACCAACACAUUAAAAGAACUGGGGCACACAGAGCAUGAGAUCACUGAGCUCACGGCUGCCUUCACUAGGUUUGACCAGGAUGAGAAUUGCAUUCUGGAUGAGAAAGAGCAAGAACAAAUGCGACAGGACCUGGAGAAAGAGAAGGUGGCCCUCAAUGCUGAGAUUGAGAACCUGAGCCAGCCUAUUGUGUGCGGCAAGUGGGCUUCAGAGGCUGCCAGAGCAGAAGGCUGGGUUUCUGGAGAAGAUUUCUACACGCUUACAAAGAGAGUUCUACAGUUGGAGACUGUUCUAGGAGAAGUCAUGGCCCAGAUUGAUGCUUUGGGUGCAAAGCUGAAGAUGUCAGAGAGGAAGGGGCAGCUGACUGCCUCCCUGGAAGUGGAGGAACAAGCCAUUUGGGAACACCUGCAGCCAGCCCCAGCUGUGGCUUCAUUCCUUUAGAGAAUCCAGGGUAGGCAGAAGAGUGGCAGAAAAGGAGUCUUAAAAUUCAAAAUUAGGCUCUUGUCUUUCUUCUUGUCUCACAACCCCUUCUACUUCAACUACCAUCUGAUGCGGGGUCCAUCAUGGUUACUGCUGUGUCCCAUUGUGUGUCUGGCCCUUUGAGCAAAUGACUCUGUAUGUCCGUCUCUGUAUCAUGCUUAAGUUUGUAUUCCUUAUAUAACCCCACAGUUCUGUACAGUAAUACUUCACACUGGACUUAUUUUCUGUGAAUUUAGUGAAAAAAUGCUAUGGUGUUAAAAAUGUCAGUAACAAACAAAAUACAGGACAAAUAAUGACUCCCACUAAGAUCCUGACAGCUAUGACUUAUAAAGAAGGUAGAAAGGUAGAAAGCAAGAGCUGGUAGAUAGUAUCUAGAUGUCUUCCUAUUUACCAGUAAAUCUUACUCUUAUUCUUUGUAUCUGGAGAUCUACUGUUAUAAUCCAUAGGUUUCUCGUCUUCCCUCAUUGACUUUCUCCAUAAAGGGGAAAGGGAAUCCUGAGAGUCAGAUUCCAACACUACAGUGGAGUGAAAGCGAGGCCUCCCUCUCCAGAAAAGUCUACAAAGGUUCUUGUGGUGGAGGCUGCUCUUGGCAUUCCACUAUGUGCUAAGAACUGAGAUGGCCAUAAAUCAGGAGACAAAAUGGAGCCUGAAAGGAAUCAUGCAAGGAAAUGACCUCAGGAUUCAGAAAUCUUUGGACUAAUAUGUGUAGGUUUUGGCUUUAGUUUUUCAUAGGACAAUGCAGU
Messenger RNA from Octodon degus (degu), 3372 nucleotides. It is a transcript of the gene Pkd2l1, whose product is annotated as polycystin 2 like 1, transient receptor potential cation channel. Gene Ontology annotation, cellular component: membrane. Gene Ontology annotation, molecular function: calcium-activated potassium channel activity; calcium ion binding; calcium channel activity. Lineage: Eukaryota; Metazoa; Chordata; Mammalia; Rodentia; Octodontidae. The record is from RefSeq and is a predicted model, not a curated record. Bases 194 to 2590 code for a protein of 798 amino acids. The transcript has 16 exons. Gene Ontology annotation, biological process: potassium ion transmembrane transport; detection of mechanical stimulus.